Alternaria postmessia is the source of this 801-nucleotide messenger RNA. RefSeq names its product stearoyl-CoA 9-desaturase. Gene Ontology annotation, biological process: unsaturated fatty acid biosynthetic process. The transcript is spliced from 2 exons. The record is from RefSeq and is a predicted model, not a curated record. Gene Ontology annotation, molecular function: iron ion binding; heme binding; stearoyl-CoA 9-desaturase activity. Bases 1 to 801 code for a protein of 266 amino acids. Gene Ontology annotation, cellular component: endoplasmic reticulum membrane. NCBI's taxonomy places the organism in Eukaryota, Fungi, Ascomycota, Dothideomycetes, Pleosporales, Pleosporaceae.
AUGGUAGCAGGUUCGGGGUGGGGAGACUGGUGGGGUGGCUUUGUGUAUGCGGGCAUUAUCAGGGCGUGCUUCGUACAGCAAGCUACCUUUUGUGUGAACAGUCUCGCUCACUGGAUCGGCGAACAGCCAUUCGACGAUCGGAGAUCUCCAAGGGAUCACGUGUUGACCGCUUUGGUGACUAUGGGCGAAGGAUACCAUAACUUCCACCAUGAGUUUCCGUCUGACUACCGCAACGCAAUAAUCUGGUAUCAAUACGACCCGACGAAAUGGCUCAUCUGGAUCAUGUCCAUAAUCCCUCUCUUUCCACUGACUUACGACCUGAAGACCUUUCGCUCUAAUGAGAUUGAGAAAGGCAGACUUCAACAGCAACAAAAAGCACUUGACCAAAAGCGAUCGAAGCUUGAUUGGGGUGUCCCAUUAGCUCAAUUGCCGGUCAUCAGUUGGGACGAUUUUCAAGCCCAGGCUUCCGCCAACGGCGCCGCUUUGGUGGCUAUCGCUGGGGUAAUCCACGAUGUUUCACCGUUCAUUGCUGAUCAUCCCGGUGGCAAGACACUGAUCAAGAGUGUGGUUGGCAAGGAUGGUACCGCGGUAUUCAAUGGCGGUGUGUAUGAACAUUCGAACGCAGCACAUAAUUUGUUGUCGACUAUGCGUGUUGGUAUCUUGCGAGGCGGUCAGGAAGUCGAAGUCUGGAAAACAGGUGCUGAGAGAGCUAGUAAAGACACCAAAGGCAAUGGUGUCGUCAGGGCAGGCGAUCAAAUCACGAGGGUGGCUGCACCUGUAGCAGCGGCUGUAGCAGCUUGA